Erythranthe guttata (spotted monkey flower) is the source of this 1906-nucleotide messenger RNA. Its product is annotated as Sec14p-like phosphatidylinositol transfer family protein. Gene Ontology annotation, molecular function: lipid binding. The record is from RefSeq and is a predicted model, not a curated record. NCBI's taxonomy places the organism in Eukaryota, Viridiplantae, Streptophyta, Magnoliopsida, Lamiales, Phrymaceae.
GCUCACUGUUUCAAAUUUUCAGCUAAAUCCUCUCUCGCAUAAAGAAUCAAAAGCUUAAAAAAAAUGGCAGACGAAACACUCCGAACAUGCCCACCAGAAGCCACCGUAGAUCCCCCGCCGCCGCCGUCGACGGUGGAGGAGGUCGAAACGCCACCGCCGCCACAAGAAGAGUAUCCCAUCUUCGAACCGCCGCUGGCGUCGGUGGCGCUAGACGUGCAAGAAAAAGACACCGCACUCCCCUCACCGCAGCUCGAAGUUGAAGAAGAAAAGCUGAUAGACGCAGUAACUAUUACACAGAAAGAAACCCCUUUAGUGCCGACGCUGUCGUCGGUGGCAUCGUCGCUCACGGAGGAGCACGUCACCGUCACCGCCGCGGCGCCGGUAUCAUCCCAGCCGCUGGCUGCUGCUCUAGCCGUACCCCAAGAAUCCGAUUCACCAAAAACCCAAUCGAAAGAGUCAAUUGAACCCGAAAAGGAGUACCCGGUCGAAAAGAAAAAAGCCCCAGAAUCAUUCGCUUCUUUCAAAGAAGAAAGCAACAAACUCUCAGAUCUCUCAAAUUCCGAGCUCAAAACCCUAGAAGAGUUCAAACUAUUAGUCCAAGAAGCUCUCACUAACGGUGUCUUCACUGCAGCCUCGCCGUCAGAAACUUCCGUUACCACCACCACCCCCGAAGAAGUCUCCAUAUGGGGUAUACCCUUGUUGAAAGACGACAGAAGUGACGUCAUCCUCCUCAAAUUUCUCCGUGCCCGUGAUUUCAAAGUCAAAGAAUCUUUCGCCAUGCUCACGAACACGAUGAAAUGGAGGAGGGAUUUCAAUGUUGACGAGCUGGUGAAAGAGGAUUUAGGAGAUUAUCUCGAAAAAGUUGUGUUUAUGCAGGGGCACGACAAAGAAGGCCACCCCGUGUGUUACAAUGUGUACGGGGAGUUUCAGAACAAAGAGCUGUACGCCAAAACAUUUUCCGACGAGGAGAAGCGGAACACGUUUCUGAGGUGGAGGAUUCAGUUCUUGGAGAGGAGUAUUCGGAAAUUGGAUUUUAAUCCAGGUGGGGUUAAUACGAUAUUUCAGAUUAGUGAUCUGAAAAAUUCGCCUGGACCGGGGAAACGGGAGCUUCGUAUUGCUACUAAGCAGGCGCUGCACAUCCUGCAGGAUAAUUAUCCGGAAUUCGUCGCGAAGCAGGUCUUCAUCAAUGUUCCAUGGUGGUACUUGGCUUUCUAUACGAUGAUUAGUCCCUUCCUCACUCAGCGAACGAAGAGCAAAUUCGUAUUCGCCGGUCCAUCGAAGACUGCCGAUACCCUUUUCAAGUAUAUAGCACCAGAACAAGUGCCAACUCAAUAUGGUGGCCUAAGUGUAGAUUUCUGCGAAUGCAACCCGGAAUUCACCGUAGAUGAUCCUGUCACUGAAAUCACCGUUAAACCCGCAACUAAGCAAAUUGUCGAAAUUAUCGUAAACGAGAAAUGCACGCUUGUUUGGGAGCUUCGUGUGGUGGGGUGGGAAGUGAGCUACAGUGCGGAAUACGUACCGAAUUCCGGAUAUACUGUGAUUAUAGAAAAGACGAGAAAGCUGCUUCCGAGCGAUGAACCGGUUAUUUCGAACAAUUUUAAUAUAAAUGAGCUGGGUAAGAUACUACUCACCAUUAACAACCCUACUGCCAAAAAGAAGAAACUGCUUUACCGGUUUAAGGUUGUACCUUGCAUCGGUUGAGGUACAAGCGUACGAAGCUCUAGUUUCGGCCUAAAGAUGUGUUUGGUGUUUUGUGUAUUUCAGUUGUAGAAUUAUUGUUGUGAGUGAAGGGAAGAAGGGUGAAUUUUUGUUUUGAUCUUUUGUUUGUUUGUUUUGUAAUGAAGCAUUUGAUUUGAUGUGAUUUUAUAAUUUUAUGUGGCAGUGGUUGCUUAGACCUUUUACCUAU